Pseudogymnoascus verrucosus is the source of this 987-nucleotide messenger RNA. RefSeq lists its product as uncharacterized. Gene Ontology annotation, molecular function: protein binding. The record is from RefSeq and is a predicted model, not a curated record. The coding region runs from base 1 to 987 and encodes 328 amino acids. The transcript is spliced from 2 exons. Lineage: Eukaryota; Fungi; Ascomycota; Leotiomycetes; Thelebolales; Thelebolaceae.
AUGCCGCUACUUGAUUUAGUGAACGAAUUAUUGUUGUCUAUAUCGGAAAAUCUAGACUCAGAGAGAGAUAUCAAUGCUUUUAGCCAAGCAAAUAGCCGCCUGUACAAUGUCCUUAAUACUUAUCUCUAUCGCCACAACAUACAACAACUUAAGAGCUCAGGGUUAUGGUGGGCUGCACAACAAGGGCAAGAGGCGACGACUCGAAAGUUUUUGGAAGGAGGAGCUGAUGUUAAAGCGAAGGACCCUCUCGGUUGGACGCCGCUGUCUCGGGCUGCGCUCGACGGGCACCACGCGGUCGUGAAGCUGCUGCUCGACACCGGGGAAGUGGCUGUCGAAUCGAAGGACCCCUUCGGUCAUACACCGCUAUCUGAGGCCGCGAGGUGCGGGCAUGACGCGGUUGUGAAGCUGCUUCUCAACACUAGGAAGGUAGACGUUGACUUGAAGUACUUCCACGAUUGGAUGUUUGAGUGCGACGGUCAAACGCCGCUGUAUGGGGCCGCGGCGGGCGGGCACGACGCGGUCGUGAAGCGGCUGCUCGACACCGGGAAGGUGGACAUCAACUCGGAGGACUCCUACAGACGGACGCCGCUACAUAGGGCUGUAGCAGGCGGGCACAACGCGGUUGUGAAGCGGCUGCUCGACACUAGGAAGGCUGCACACGAGGGGCACGACGCGGUUGUGAAGCUGCUGCUCGACACCGGGAAGGUGGAUGUCAACUCGAAGGACAUAGGCGGUCAGACGCCGCUGUAUGGGGCCGCAGCGGGCGGGCAUAAUGCAGUCGUGAAGCGCCUGCUUGACAACGGGGAGGUGGACGUUGACUCGAAGGACUCCUACGGUCGGACGCUGCUACAUGGGGCUGUGGCAGGCGGGCACAACGCAGUCGUGAAGCUGCUGCUCGACACUAGGAAGGUGGACGUCGACUCAAAGGACUGCUAUGGUCGGACGCCGCUGUCUGGGCAUAACGCGGUCGUACAGUGCUGUUUUUAG